Molecule: messenger RNA, 1766 nt
Organism: Lutra lutra (Eurasian river otter)
Lineage: Eukaryota; Metazoa; Chordata; Mammalia; Carnivora; Mustelidae
Gene: SPSB3
Product: splA/ryanodine receptor domain and SOCS box containing 3
Biological process (GO): proteasome-mediated ubiquitin-dependent protein catabolic process
Cellular component (GO): SCF ubiquitin ligase complex
Molecular function (GO): protein binding
Source: RefSeq, a predicted model, not a curated record
AGGUGACCAAUGGGGAGGCGGCGCCAGGACCGACAGUUCGAGCAACCUUUCGGCAGGAGGCAUGUGCCGCGCGGCCCGCCCCCUGCCCGCAGCCGCGAACGGCCAGCGCCCCGCAGCGCCCAGCAGCGCCUGCCAGUGGCCGCGGGGCCAAUGCGGCGCGGGGGGCGGGCUGCGGGGCGGGGAUUGUUUACGUCUCGCUCCGGAGCGGAAAGUAGGUCACGGCCGCCCGGCGGAGCGCGGCGGCAACCGAGCAGUGGCAGAGCUCAGGCAAGCUUGCACCUUUGGCCGGGGCCGGCAUAGCUGGCUGAGGAUGGAGCACAGAGCACGGGAGCACUGCCUCGUGUCUUCUCUGCUCAGAGCCUGGGUGUUCCUCCAGAUCCUGUCCACCAUGGCCAGGCGCCCUCGGAGCAGCAGAGCUUGGCACUUUGUCCUGAGCGCAGCCCACCGAGACGCGGAUGCCCGGGCUGUGGCUCUGGCGGGGACCACUAACUGGGGCUACGACUCAGAUGGGCAGCACAGUGACUCCGAUUCCGACCCUGAGUCCCCCACCCUGCCGCCGCCCAUCCCCAGCGCUGUGCCUGUGACCGGGGAGUCCUUCUGUGACUGUGACGGCCAGAGCGAGGCCUCCUUCUGCAGCAGCCUGCACACGGUGCAUCGCGGCAAGGACAAGGACUGCCGCUGCGGGGAGGAGGACGAGCAUUUUGACGGGGUGUACGACCUGAAUAAGUCCUCGGCCACCCUGCUGAGCUGUGACAACCGAAAGGUCAAUUUCCACAUGGAGUACAGCUGUGGCACGGCAGCCAUCAGGGGCACCAAGGCUGGGGAGGGCCAGCACUUCUGGGAGAUCAAGAUGACCUCACCGGUCUACGGCACCGACAUGAUGGUGGGCAUCGGCACGUCAGACGUGGACCUGGACAAGUACCACCACACGUUCUGCAGCCUGCUCGGCAGAGAUGAAGACAGCUGGGGUCUCUCCUACACGGGGCUCCUCCAUCACAAGGGCGAUAAGAUAAGCUUCUCGUCGAGGUUUGGCCAGGGCUCCAUCAUCGGCGUGCACCUGGACACCUGGCACGGGACGCUCACCUUCUUCAAGAACAGGAAGUGCAUAGGCGUGGCGGCCACCAAGCUGCAGAACAAGAAGUUCUACCCGAUGGUGUGCUCCACGGCGGCCAAGAGCAGCAUGAAGGUGAUCCGCUCGUGCGCCAGCGCGACCUCCCUGCAGUACCUGUGCUGCCACCGCCUGCGCCAGCUGCGGCCCAACUCGGGGGACACGCUCGAGGGGCUGCCCCUGCCGCCCGGCCUCAAGCAGGUGCUGCGUCACAAGCUCGGCUGGGUCCUGAGCAUGAGCUGCGGCCGCCACAAGCCCCCCGCACCAUGCCCCGUGGCCACCGGCGCGAGCGUCCCCGAGCCCCGGCCCCACCCACGGAAACGCUGCCGACGGACCUGACCGCUUUCCGGGGACGCCGCCUUCCCGGGGCCUGGUGGCCGCCCUGCUCCACGCCCCUUCAGACUGGGCUCCAGAGGGCAGACUCAUGCCCAGGGCGGUCUUGGCUGGUACGGGCCCCUGUGGUCCCAGGAGCAUUGGCCUCUGGUGUUGUGCGGACGUGACCAGCCCGGCUGUCCCGGACCGACAGGGCCGGAGGACACGGGCAGAGGCAGCCCCCAUGCUUGCUGCCGGCCCGCUCGCGUCCUUCAGCUGCUCGUGCAUGUCGUCAGCCGCUGUCCCUCCUGUCCCAGGCCGAAAUGACCGUAAUAAACUUAGACUC